AUUUCGAGACAUCUCUUUUUGAGUCAAAAUUCCUCCUUCUGACCAUGGGACUUUCCAGCAGGACCACAGCUCCUUCCGUGCACUCAUUUGGCCUAGGAUAGAUAUCCUGGCUUGUUGAGGGAAUCUUCAGAAGGAGGACAUCAGCCAUGUGGUCCCCCUGGAGUCUUCUCCUCUGUGAAGCGUUCCUCCCCACUGUAGUUAUCAGUGUCCAGGUGCUAAGCAAGGUGAGGGACUCCGUGCUGCUGGCUGCAGAGUGUCCUCCAGGCUUCCAGGUUCGGGAGGCCAUCUGGCGAUCCCUCUGGCCAUCGGAGGAGCUCCUGGCCACGUGUUUCCGGGGCUCCUUGGAGACUCUGUACCACUCCCGUUUCCUGGGCCGAGUUCAGCUACAUGACAACCUCAGCCUGGAGCUUGGGCCCCUGGAAACUGGAGACAGCGGCAACUUCUCUGUGCUGAUGGUGGAUACAGGGGGUCAAACCUGGACCCAGACCCUGCACCUCAAGGUCUAUGACACAGUGCCCAAGCCUGAGGUUCAAGUGUUCACCGCCGCAACGGGGGAAGCUCAACCCCUCAAUACCUGCCAGGUCUUCUUGUCCUGCUGGACCCCCAACACCAGUGACAUAACCUACCGCUGGCGGCGAGAGGGCCCGAUGGACUUUGACCGUGAACCUCACAGCCUUUUCUCAAGUGGACAGGUGUUAAGCGUCUCCCUGGGACUGGGAGACAAGGAUGUGGCCUAUACCUGCAUUGCCUCCAACCCUGUCAGCUGGGAUAUGGUCACAGUCACUCCCUGGGAGAGCUGCCAUCAUGAGGCAGCCUCCGGGAAAACCUCCUACAAGGAUGUGUUACUGGUUGUAGUGCCAAUCUCACUGUUCCUGAUUCUGGCUGGUCUCCUUGGCGUGUGGCACCGGGGCCCCUGCUCAGGGAAGAAGAAGGAUGCUUGCGCUGACAGAGGGGUUCCAGAGACAGAGAAUCCCCCUGUAUAGGGUAUCGUGAGGGACAGCAUAAACUGGUACUUGUGUCAUGAUGAGACACCCUGCCCAGCCACAUGAUGCUCCACACCAGGAAACUUCCAGUGUCCUCAUAACUUCCUCAAGCCUCCAGUCUGCCUCUACUGAACGAACAGCCAAGGAACCUCCUGGAACGCCAUCAUGCAGGCCCAAACUUCCUCUCUCCCCUUGGCACAUGCUGCAUGUCUGGGCAAGGUGGACUAAUAGGAUGCUUCCUUAAGAACACUGGACAUUCUCUAGGAUCCACAGGGACAUUGCUUACCCAAAGCAUUUGUUCUUCUGCCAUUGUCCAUAAGGUACUAUCCAACUACCAAGGGACUGUCUCCAGGCCAAGUCCUGGGCCCUAAGAGCUAUCAGAUGUUUGAACUAACAGGGAAAUUAAGCUAACCACUGCCAAUUCCAACCCCAACCCCUGGAGUCUGAGGUCCAUGAGUUCAAGAUGGUAUCAUAAGAAAAGUCAUAGAACAGGGAAAGGUGAGAGGUGGGCCUUUCUCUUUCUAGCCUAAAGGACUUUCAGAUCAUCUAAGUUCAACGGCCCUCAAAGGUAAAUUAAGGUUAUAGGUGACAAAGCAUAGUUAAUAUGCCAUAUUAAUAGGGAGGCCAUUUUUCUGGUGACACCCUAAACAGCCAUCUUCAUUGCCAUUAAUUCUCAUGUCUCCUGCAUGAUCUGGGGUAAUGUUUGAGGCUUUCUCUAUAUAUUCUACACAGUUGCUAGAAAAAAAGAAAAAUAAAAAAGCAGAGCUUAACCCAGCCAACAGGAAAUUCUUCCACAACUUCAAGAGAAGCAACUAAGUCCAGGAUAAGUCCCUCUUCCUGAAACUGGAAGAAUGACGAGCCAUGAAGAGCUACACAGGAGAAAAAUUGUGGAGGGGAAGGGUACUGCGACAUUUUAGAACCUGCCAUAUUCAUUUUAAGAUGCAAGUGUAGAAGUUCCACCUAAGUUCAAGGGGAGAGACAAAGUCCCUACCACUUAACGGCAGGGUCGCCAAGGUCGUUUUGACAUAUGCCACAGAGGAUAUAGUUAUGGCCGUCUUUGGAAAAUGUCCCCUGCCACUGAACGAUUCUGUCCUGAAGGAGUCCAGGCUGUUUGUUGCUACUCGGAAAAACAAUACUCUUAAUGAGUUAAAUUUAUCCUCAUGGAGUAGUUGCUGCAAGGUCCAUGCUUAUUCCCCUCCAAAUGUAAUGGGUUUUAUCCUGUGGCCCCACCCAUUGUUAAUAAUAGAAAGAAAGGAGGCAUUGAAGAAGCAAGGUAGUUUUGUAUGUUUCCUAGGUGGCUCAGUCUCUCCACCCAGGAAGUCAAGCCUGCCCUGGCACCUUUCCUCUUCUAUUCAAUGCCAAGACCGGCAGCCACUUCACCGGGGACAAAUGAUGAUGGCACAAUCCGCUGGCUUGUGUGUUCACAUUACACACUGCCUCCCCACCUUACCUCUGAUUUCCUCCUGCUGGCUUUCCCCCAGAGGUCCCUGGCUUUGUAUAAUUAUUCCUCUCUCCUGUACUCACUUCUAUCCUCUUUCCUCCAACAUCCUCCUGCAGAGCUCACAUGCCCACUCAACCUGGCCACUGUAUGGCCCUCCCCUGCCACCUGUAGGCAUUUUCUCACCAAAUCAGGGAAAGCCUGCCUGUCCCUAAGAACAAUGUGAAAAGGAUCUAGUGAUGAGCCGUUGUGGUUCUGGGUUGAUAAAAAUACAUUCUGCUCCACACACACACUUUUCCUCCCUUUAUCCCCACAGCCUCAACUCAGACCAGAGCACAGGUCAGUUCUCCUUGUUAUGAGGUGACUCUCAUCGACCUUGCGUAGACAGUAUAGAUCUUGUGUAGACAGUGGCCUUGCAGUGAGUUGUACCAAGGCGUCUUGGAACAGGCCUUGCUCAAACAAACAUCCCCAGUGACUCACUUGUCAAAGUAGUAGACUUAUUAUCCCUCCUCUGGAGAACACAAAGUACAUCUGGGAGACCAAUCUUACUCUAAGAGGCAUUGGGAAAGGUGCUCUAAAAGUUACACCAUCCCAAGUAUGAACUAAGGGCUCAGCACAGGCUGGGAGCUCUUUGAGGCAUUGAGGGAUCAGUUUCGAAGGAAACAAAGCCUUUGCUUUCUUGGAGUCCAUGUUUGAUGGCAUAUAAAUAAAUGGAUAAGUAUAUGCUAGAUGCUAGCAGGUUCUGUUUAAAAGAAAAGGCAGUCUGGCUUUGUGAUACAAGCUUAGAAACCCAGUUACUCAUGGAGGCUGAGGUGGGAGGAUGGUAAUUCAAGGCCUGUGUGAACUACAGAAGAAGUCCAAGGCUAGCCUGGCUGGCUUAGUCAAAACCUUGCUUCAGAACAAAACGGAGAAAAGAUGCACUGGGGAAUAUAGCUCAGUGGUAGAGUGCUCGCUGGCUUGCAUGAGGCUCUGGGUUCAGUCCCUAGAAAACACAGGAAGGGAGGGAGAGAAGGAGGGAGGGAGGGACAGAGGGAGAAGGAGGAAAGGGUGGGUAAAGGUUAGGGACUGACGUGUUGGCAGGACUCAUCAUGCAGUGAGUGCCUUGUCAGCACACAGCAAAACUUUCAGAGCCCUUAAGUGGGAGCACAGUUCACAGCCAACAGAGACCAGGUGGCUGGAUCCAAACAAGGGAGAAAUAAGGGAAAAGAAAAGGUCUAGAGGUAUGGCCUGGGCCCACUUCAUGUCAGCCCUCAUAGUCUACAGAGUAAGAGCCUCCUUUCCUCAGAGUGUGGGUGGCAGAGGAGUCUCAGUGAGUCAAAAUGUCAGUCUCUUUGGGGGACAUUCCUUAUACACGAUUGGACCAGAACUUCCUCCAUACUGCUCCUUCUCUUCCUUGUUCUCAUUUUCUUUAUCUUCAGUGGUAGCAAUUUUCUUUUCUGUAAAGGAUAAACACAAGCUCUGCUAGGACGAAGAAGUCAAGUGACAGACUAUAGCUGAGUGUAAUAGGUAACACCUGUAAUCCUAGCACUCAGCACAGGGGCUAAAGCAAAUGAAUUACUGUGACGUUAAGGCCAGCCUAGGCUACCUAGUAAGUACCUAGUGGGCUACAGAGUGAGACCCUGUAUCCCAAAACUAAUAUGAGAGAAUGGGGGAGAGCAUAGCACAGGAAUCAGUUUGGAGAGAGCUUCAUUUCCCUUAUGGAUAUAAAUACUCAGUGCUUUAAAGGUGGGGGAGAGGAGAAGUCGGUGCCAUUAUCAAUGACAUCUCCUUUCUUUCACAUUUAUGAUAUAGUGCCUACUCUUAGCUCUUGGUUACUUACUAAUCUCUCAGGGAAACAGCUGUCCCUUUGCAGACUUAACCCUCUGACUCCUUCUAUCCAUUUUCAAUGCAGCAGCCUGAAAGGAGAGUCUGUAAAAUUCCAGACUACAACUUCCCCAGGUCUGUGAAGGUUUCAGUGGCUGUCUCUCCUUUGGACUAUGCGCUGGUGACAGUCAAUUGCCAGGAGUGGCAGGCUGAGCAUAUGAGUGGGGGUAGUGGGGAUUAUCUAUUGCACAGCCUGACUGGUUUCCAUAGAGUGACAUCGUAAGGACCCAGAAAAGAAUGGCCAAAAUGAUGAAAGUCUGAAAGCCCUUAUGCUAUGAGAAAUGACUGAAAAUACUGGUGGUGUUUAGUUUGAAACAAAACAAACAAACAAAAAAAAAAAAACUCAGCUGGACACAGAUAUACAAAUAUUUGAAGGGCUUUAACAUAAGCCCCAGACUGUGUAACCGGGGCCAACGGAGCAUGUUACAAAGAUGCAGAUAUUGACUCAUGUGAAUAAAAGUCUAUCCCAACUGAGAGGCAGCUUUGUGGUUACUCGGUUCAAUUUCCUAGGUAAAAACCUGAAGCCAGAAAGACAGAAUUACUCAAUGCAAAGUCAAAAUAGUUCUAGAUUUCCUAAAUCAGUUCAGCCCCUCACACUACACUACAUCAC
This is a messenger RNA of Meriones unguiculatus (Mongolian gerbil), 4894 nucleotides long. It is a transcript of the gene Slamf8, whose product is annotated as SLAM family member 8. NCBI's taxonomy places the organism in Eukaryota, Metazoa, Chordata, Mammalia, Rodentia, Muridae. Gene Ontology annotation, biological process: leukocyte chemotaxis involved in inflammatory response; regulation of B cell differentiation. The record is from RefSeq and is a predicted model, not a curated record. Gene Ontology annotation, molecular function: signaling receptor activity. The coding region runs from base 147 to 983 and encodes 278 amino acids. The transcript has 5 exons.